UGUCUGUCUGUCUACUCUAGGUGGUUGACACGACUGCCCUCCCACAAUGUCUUCUGAAGCCACGCCCAUCCAGGGGUCAGUAUCCCCAUGCUCUACGACCCCUCCCCUGACCUCUAGGGCCCCUGGCUCCCCAGUCUCUCCGUUGUCCCCUGGGUCCCUGUGCCCGCCAGCCUCCCGGCACCGAGACCGUUCCCCCUCCCCCAUGAGAGGUUACCUCAUACCCAGCCCCCUGCCAACCAGACGUACUAGGACCUGCUCCGCGGCGGAGCGUGCAGCGGAGGGUCCGUUGUUCAGCGGCGUAUGUAAGUGUUUCUCUCGGACUAAAGGACACGGCUUCAUCACACCAGCCGACGGAGGCAGCGACAUCUUUGUCCACAUCUCAGAUAUCGAAGGGGAAUACGUGCCAAUGGAAGGAGAUGAGGUGAGCUACAAGGUGUGCUCCAUCCCUCCCAAGUACGAGAAGAUCCAGGCGGUGGAUGUCACCAUCACCCACCUCAACCCAGGAUCGAAGCACGAGACCUGGGUGGGGCGCUGCUCAGCUCCUCCUGAGUCCCGGAGGUUUCUGGAGGGGAGAAAUGUCAACAGGGAAAGGGUCCCCUCUUCUAGUUUUUCUGAAGGGACAUAUGGGGUUAAUGCUUGUUGUGGGAGGAAAUGGAAAGGUUGGUAUUUGAAUGGGGAAGACAUGUAUCAUUAGACGGGAAGGUUAAUCAAAUAAAGCUGCAUCACUUUAACAAGA
This is a messenger RNA of Salvelinus sp. IW2-2015, 736 nucleotides long. Its product is annotated as calcium-regulated heat stable protein 1-like. Gene Ontology annotation, cellular component: cytoplasm. Gene Ontology annotation, molecular function: mRNA 3'-UTR binding. Lineage: Eukaryota; Metazoa; Chordata; Actinopteri; Salmoniformes; Salmonidae. The record is from RefSeq and is a predicted model, not a curated record. Gene Ontology annotation, biological process: regulation of mRNA stability.